Messenger RNA from Macrobrachium nipponense, 1768 nucleotides. RefSeq lists its product as uncharacterized. Gene Ontology annotation, molecular function: glutathione transferase activity. The transcript is spliced from 11 exons. Gene Ontology annotation, biological process: glutathione metabolic process. The record is from RefSeq and is a predicted model, not a curated record. The coding region runs from base 199 to 1737 and encodes 512 amino acids. Lineage: Eukaryota; Metazoa; Arthropoda; Malacostraca; Decapoda; Palaemonidae.
GCAGCAGAUAAAGAGGAAAGUGCAACUCAUCCUUACUCCCCGAAUGAAGGCGAAAGAGCAAAAAUUAUCUGUAAUCCCACCCCUGACUCCGCAUAUCAGCAAACCAAGAACGGGCCUGUUAUGUGAUUAGACGCAGUUUGCCGGGACUCUUCCUUUGGGCUUCAACGACAGCAAUCCAUCCUUUCAGAACCAGCCACAAUGCCUGAGUACAAACUGAUCUACUUCAACUUGAAGGCAAGGGCCGAACUCAUCCGCUGGAUCUUCGCCUAUGGGGAGAUUCCUUACACGGACGAACGCAUCGAGAAAGAGGACUGGCCUGCGAUGAAGAGCACCAUACCCUUUGGAAAACUACCUUGUCUCAUGAUCGACGGCAAACCUCUGCACCAGUCUAUUGCAAUUGCCCGUUACGUGGCCAAAAAAGCUGGACUGGUGCCCGAGUGUAGUUUGCAGGCAGCCUACUGCGACGCCAUUGUGGACACCGUUACUGACAUCGGCAUGGAACUCUACAAGCUUCACGUCAUGAAAGACGAGGCGGAGAGGAAGAAGCAAUUUGCCGAAGUCAACCAGAAGACCGUAGCGCCAGCAUUUUCUGACAUGAACAAGAAACUCGAGGGACAGCAGUGGAUCGUCUCUGACAAGAUCACGUGGGCUGACCUUGCAAUCGGGAUGAUCAUAGGAAGCAUUGUGAACAAAAAGGAGGAAUUGUUGAAACCUUAUCCAAAGCUGGCGUCUCACGCCCUCAAAGUCCAAUCUCUCCCCAAGAUCAAGGAAUGGAUCGACAAGUCGCCGAAGACGGAGAUGGGGAAACUGGACGGCCAACAUCAAGUGAGGCUCGCAUUCCGCAACGCUUCCUACGACAGAAUACAAACAAUCCAAUCAGAUUGUCAGAAUGUUUCCGAAUCCAACUGUUUCGAGAAAUCACACACUCGUAAACAGGUGAGAGAGAGAGAGAGAGAGAGAGUGAGUGUAAUAAACUAUUUGUACCUUCUCUCUGGUACCACGAUCAACGGCGCGAGACUGCGGGAACGAGCUAUGCUUGAACGUACAUUUUGCCCUUUGUCACUGCAGUCUGAUACACCAUCAAUCUCACAGGAUUCUGUAACUGCUUCCACAUCCUUGAGACCAGCCACAAUGCCAGAGUACAAGCUGAUCUACUUCAACUUGCGGGGAAGAGCAGAGCUCACUCGCUGGAUCUUCGCCUACGGAGGCGUUCCUUACACGGACGAACGCAUCGAGAAGGAUGACUGGCCUGCAGUGAAGAACACCCUACCGAACGGGAAACUGCCUUGCCUGAUGGUCGACGACAAACCGUUGCCCCAGUCGCAGACAAUAGCUCGCUACGCGGCCAAGGAAGUAGGCCUAGUGCCCGAAGACAGCUUCCAAUCGGCCCUGUGCGAUGCUGUCGUCGACACCAUUACCGAUAUCGCCAUGGAACUCUACAAGCUUCACGGCAUGACAGACGAGGAGGAGCGAAAGAACCAAUACUUAGAAGUCCGAGAAAAGACAGUGGAACCAGCACUCAGCUACUUGGAGAAACAACUCGACGGUCAAGAGUGGAUCGUUGGAGAAAAGAUCACAUGGGCUGACCUUGCAAUAGGCUCGAUUCUGGGAGCCAUCGUCCAGAGGAAGGAGGACUUCUUAGCAUCUCACCCAAAGCUGGAGGAGCACGUCACGAAAAUACAGUCUCUUCCAAAGAUUCAGGAAUGGAUCGAAAACUCACCCAAAACUGAGAUGUAAUAAAUAUCAAUUUGCUUGCUUUUACGUCCAA